GAGGGGGCAAAAGCGUCGGGGGCGCCAGAAGUAGCGGCUUUCUGGACGCUUUGGAAAAAUCACAGUCCAAGCGGGAUGGUGGCUUUAAAAAUAAUUGGAGCUUUGAGCAUUCAGAAGAAAGUGAAGGAGAUGCAGAGAAAGAUGAAGCAUAUCUGCUGAGCAUCGAUGAGAGCGAUGGAUCCUGCAGUCCCAGUGAUGAAAAGAAAUCAUUACGUUGCCGCUCAGGAGCUAUUGGCACCAGAGGAGAUCCCAUAAGAACAUAUACUAGACGAGGCAAAAUUGAAGCUUCUAGAAUUUUUAAAGGAAACUCGAUUGGUCUCCACAUGCUGGGGAGCAGCAAGAAAAUGAGUGAAAAUGCUCAGACUAUAUCUUGUCCUGGAACUGUAGUACAUGGUAGACGUUUUCAACAUGCUCAUGCACAAACACCUGUAGUAAAAACAGCAGCACAAAGCAAUCUGGAUCGAAAAGAAAGAAAAGAAUAUCCUCCUAAUAUUCAGAAGAUAGACACAGAUUUCAGCAGACUGCCUCAGCUUCAUGAGAUGCAAAGUGUGAUGGAGAAUACGGAGGAAUCUGGGUCAGAGUCAGAAUCAGGAAUUAUAAGGAAGGUACAGCUGAAACGUCACUGCAAUUUAAAUCAAUCUCGUUUGCUUCCAUCUCCUGCUACAAAAAAGUGUGUAACCCCCCUAGAGGGCUUGGAACAAAGGAAUUAUUCCACAGUUUGCCCAUGCAACGGAAAAGCAAAUGAAAGUCAAGCCAAAUGCCAAAGAUGUGGAAGUCUUUGUCUUAGGGGUUUGCCAAGACACUCCAUGCAAAGUAUUACACUAAAUGAUUCGUUGGGACCUUUAGCACGAGAGUCAAUACAUGAGAACUCAGCAGGGCAAAAAAAUUUAAAUACAGGACUAAAUGCAAAGAAGUUUUAUGGGUCUUUUCCUGGGACAAUUUCAUCUGAUUGCGUAGUGAGGCGAGAUAUUGCGACAACUGUAUUGCGGCCAAAUGGAAAAGUUGGAUCUAAAAUUACUGGAAACUUGAGGCAGAAGAGUUCAAUAGCAUCUGAACUGAAUGAUCCCAUUGUUUUGUCAAGUGAUGAUGAAGAAGAGGAAGAUGAAAUCAGCGGCACUAGCAGAGUGGAGAGCAUCUCACCGCGUCCUGCAGAUUCAGCCUGUUCCUCCCCUGCACCUUCCACUGGGAAAGUGGAGGCAGCCUUGAAGGAGAACACUGGUGGAAUAGAACAAAGACUGACAAGUAUUACAGCAGACCCAGAACCUGCAGUCAUUUUACCAAGAAAAGCAAGAAUGAAAGACCAGUUUGGCAAUGUUGUUUCCAGCGCUCCAGUAAAACGUCGCAAAGUUACCCCGCAAGAAACACCUCAGAAUUAUCAAUCAGCUGAUGCUGUGUCUUUAAAACAUCCGAAUUCUUAUGAAAGCGUCAUUCUAAACUGUCGGAGCAUUAGAAUAGGAACACUGCGCAGAAUGGUGGUAGAACCUGUAAUUUUUUGCCUUGAUUUUAUUAAGAUACGUCUAGAAGAAUCAGAAAUUGAUAUUAGGGACAUUAAUUUAAAAACCUCCGAGCUUACGAAGUGUGAGUGGUGUGGUGUACGAAAGUUGCCAGUAGUAUUCCUGCAAACUGUACCUGCUGCCUGCCUUACUCUGAGAUGCCAGCUGAAGAUGAACAAAGAGAAGGAUAAUAUCUGGUAUGACUGUAAAGGAGCAAAUCCAGAAGAACAAUACAUUAUUCUGAUUUUUGAAACGGGACUUGAUCCUCAUGCAAAUGCUGUCUUUGAAAAAAUAAUCAUUGAUAUUGGUGUCCGAAACAAUAUUUCUGAUUUCUUUGUGAAAAUUCCAUUCGAAGAAGCAAACAGUAGGCUUGUGGCUUUUACAAAAUCCUUUGAAGACACCUCCAAAGGAAAUUCUGCGCACAAAGAAGGCAAAACAAAACAAGUAUUUCAUGUCAUUUUCUCUAAGGUAUCUGAAUCUAAAAUGCAGCUUCGAAAUGCAACACAGUUUCAGUUUUUUGAUGAUGACGAAUGUGGCGAGCCACACACAGUCUUUAUUGGACCUAUAGAAAAGUUGAUAGUCUAUCCUCCUCCACCUGCAAAGGGUGGUAUUUCUGUGACCAAUGAAGAUCUCCAUUGUUUAAAUGAGGGAGAGUUCUUAAAUGAUGUCAUCAUUGAUUUUUAUUUAAAGUAUUUGGUGCUCGAAAAAUUGAAAAAAGAAGACGCUGAUAGAAUUCACGUGUUUAGUUCCUUCUUCUACAAACGCCUUAAUCAAAGAGAGAGGAGAAAUCUUCAUGAAACCUCUAAACUCACAAUUCAGCAAAAAAGACAUGGACGAGUGAAAACGUGGACACGCCAUGUUGAUAUAUUUGAGAAAGAUUUCAUUUUUGUUCCCCUUAAUGAAGCGGCACAUUGGUUUUUGGCUGUCAUUUGUUACCCAGGUUUAGAGAUGCCAGUAUAUGAACCCAACCCAUACUAUCAGGAACACAUACCUGCCCAAGUUAAAUCUUCCUCUUCAGAUCAAGACAGAAGUGCUUCACCUGUUCCACCCAGUGACUUGGAUACGCUACAGCACUCCUCCUCUGCAACAGGAACAAAGAAAGUGCCGAACAGGAAGCAUGGUGGUACAUUGGCUGACACAGGCCUAGAAGCGGAGAACAGCGAGUUCCUCCAUUGCAGACGACACCUAUGUGGGAGAAGUGGGCUAAAAAAACUAAACCAGUUAACUAGCACCACCGAUGAAUUAAGAACUUUGGAACCUACAGCUUACAAAUGUGAUCACAGAGGUUUGGAGGCGAAUGGCAUGCAGAGCGAACCUAAAGCUCAAAUACAUGCUUCUGAUGGUUUACAAAAAAUCAGGCUAAACUACAGUGAAGAUUCAGCUGAUAGCAGUAAACUGAAUGAAGAUGAGCUAAUAGAUUUUUCAGAAGAUCAAGAUAAUCAGGAAAACAGCAGUGAUGACGAUGGUCUUACAGAUGAUAAUUGCAGCUCAGAAUUAGGACAAUGGCAUCUGAAGCCAACUAUAUGUAAACAGCCUUGCAUUCUGCUUAUGGAUUCAUUGAGAGGCCCUUCUCGAUCAAAUGUUGUCAGAACUCUAAGGGAAUACUUGGAAGUGGAAUGGGAAGUUAGGAAAGGUACUAAAAAAAGCUUCUCCAAAGAUGUCAUGAAAGGCUCAAACCCUAAAGUGCCACAACAAAACAACUUUAGUGAUUGUGGAGUUUAUGUGCUGCAGUAUGUGGAGAGUUUUUUUGAGGAUCCCAUUCCAAGUUUUGAAUUACCAAUGAAUCUAACAGACUGGUUUCCACGCCCAAGAAUGAAGACAAAACGAGAAGAAAUAAGGAACAUAAUCCUGAAUUUACAUGAACAACAGAACAAAGAAAAGAAAGGACAGAAGGAUCCUAAUUCAUCAGAGAAAUCUUUUCAGGAAGGAGCAGAGCAAUUUAUCAGCAGUAGUUCAGACUGAAUAUUUUCUCUGCAGCAACACUCAAAAACUGAUCUACUUUCUGCAGU
Messenger RNA from Euleptes europaea (tarantolino), 3502 nucleotides. RefSeq names its product SUMO specific peptidase 6 (gene SENP6). Gene Ontology annotation, biological process: regulation of spindle assembly; protein desumoylation; regulation of kinetochore assembly. NCBI's taxonomy places the organism in Eukaryota, Metazoa, Chordata, Lepidosauria, Squamata, Sphaerodactylidae. Gene Ontology annotation, molecular function: SUMO-specific endopeptidase activity. The coding region runs from base 324 to 3455 and encodes 1043 amino acids. The record is from RefSeq and is a predicted model, not a curated record. Gene Ontology annotation, cellular component: cytoplasm; nucleus. The transcript is spliced from 24 exons.